Messenger RNA from Dacryopinax primogenitus, 1086 nucleotides. RefSeq lists its product as uncharacterized. Gene Ontology annotation, biological process: maturation of SSU-rRNA from tricistronic rRNA transcript (SSU-rRNA, 5.8S rRNA, LSU-rRNA). The transcript is spliced from 5 exons. Gene Ontology annotation, cellular component: small-subunit processome; Pwp2p-containing subcomplex of 90S preribosome. NCBI's taxonomy places the organism in Eukaryota, Fungi, Basidiomycota, Dacrymycetes, Dacrymycetales, Dacrymycetaceae. Bases 1 to 1086 code for a protein of 361 amino acids. The record is from RefSeq and is a predicted model, not a curated record. Gene Ontology annotation, molecular function: snoRNA binding; protein binding.
AUGGAGCAAGUGCAAUACCAUCAGGAGCAGAUGCUCCCAGAACUCAAGGAUCUCGUCAAGAAAGGACUUUUUUCUCCUGUCGAAGUGAAGGGAAUCGUCAAACGCAGAACCGCUUUCGAAACAUCACUCGUGAGGAGAGUCGCCGACAGAGCCGAUUUUUUGCGCUACGUCCAGUACGAAAUGGGGCUUGAAGCACUUCGGCGGAAGCGGCUGCAAAGAUUGAAAAUCAAAUCGCUUGUUCCAAGUAUUUCGGACUACGCAAUCAUACGAAGGCAAUAUUACAUCUUUGAACGAGCCGUGCGCAAGUUCAAAGCCGACGUGAGCCUUUGGACGCAAUAUAUAGAACUCGCUAGACAAAACGGUGCCCGUGGUCUCGUGGGACGGCUCUGCGCCCGCGCUUUACAGUUGCACCCAAAUGCACCGUCACUCUCCCUACUCUCCGCAUCCCAUGAAGUCGUGCAGGGAUCGCCGUCUUCGGCACGCUCCCUCCUCCAGCGUGGACUACGGUUCAACCCUGAAUCCGUAGAGCUAUGGACAGAAUACGUCAAAAUGGAGCUAGGGUACAUAGAAGGACUACGACGGAGAUGGGACCUUCUGGGCAUUCAAGACGGGGCGAAUGCCCCCGGUAUACCGGGUGAAAAUAAUCAGGCUAGGCAACAGGUUUUGGACGGAGCUGUUGUCAGAGCAGUUAUAGACAGUGCAACAAAAAGUUUACCUGUCAUCGAAAUGUUCAAGUCUCUGCAUGAUCUCUUACGAAUUUGCACGUCUCCCCUGGUUCCAUCUCUCACCAGUCAUCUCUUAGAGCUCAUGAGAAAUACUCUGCGUUCUUCCCCCGAAGCCAUGAUGCUGCGAGCUGACAUCAUGCUGGACGGUGCUUCAGAUAGUGAUGCCUUCGUUGAUCGUCUGAAAGUCGCCAACGAGGAGCUCACGGGAGCGAUAAUGGACCUUGGUCCCCGAAUGUCUUAUCUGUAUUCACAGUGGAUAGAUAACUGGGUGAGCAGGCUGAAGGGUGACAAUGCCGAACUUGCCGAGUACCUUCAACUCUCUCUACGGAAAGUCGUUCGGCGUGAAGGAGACCCUCGUUAG